Messenger RNA from Penicillium nucicola, 576 nucleotides. RefSeq lists its product as uncharacterized. The transcript has a single exon. The record is from RefSeq and is a predicted model, not a curated record. The coding region runs from base 1 to 576 and encodes 191 amino acids. Lineage: Eukaryota; Fungi; Ascomycota; Eurotiomycetes; Eurotiales; Aspergillaceae.
AUGUCAGAUAGACAGAUCGCUUUCGUCUCUGGUCCUAUCGACACGGGGCCUAGUGAAUCAUACUUCCACACCCACUAUGUGACCAAGAUCAAUGAGGCAAUCGAGCGGGAUCAUGACUUCGUGCUUGGUCCAAUCCCAAGCGGUGUGGAUGCGGACGCGCUCGCAUACCUCCUCCUCACUGUUCCGGUUCUUGAUCGCAUUACAAUCUUCGUGACUCAGGCUGAGGAUGGCAUGUGGGGGGAACGGUUUCGCACGAUGGGAGUCCAUGUGGAGGUGGUGGAGGGACAAAUGACUCGCGAUCGAGACGCCGCCCUAACGAGAGCCAGUACGUAUGAUAUUCUACGCGUACGAACCAAAGCAGAGGCUCAAGCAUUGUAUGGUUCUAUGUGGCGUGAAGGCCAUAUCACCAAUACCGAGCGCAAUUGGAAGAGACGACGGGGAAUCGCGGAGAAUGAGGUGGUCGCGGAGCAGGAGAUCAAUCGUUCGAUGGGAUACUCUUCAGAUCCAGCUGUGCCAACCAAACCGAUAGGUCGUAUUGCUCGAUGGAUGAACGACGUCUUUCAAUUCAGGACAUAG